Molecule: messenger RNA, 8896 nt
Organism: Polypterus senegalus (gray bichir)
Lineage: Eukaryota; Metazoa; Chordata; Cladistia; Polypteriformes; Polypteridae
Product: zinc finger protein 345-like
Exons: 3
Coding region: 233-2542 (769 amino acids)
Biological process (GO): negative regulation of transcription by RNA polymerase II
Molecular function (GO): DNA-binding transcription repressor activity, RNA polymerase II-specific
Source: RefSeq, a predicted model, not a curated record
CUUCUCAGGCGCCCUGCUUGUGCGCGUGCGCGCUCCUCUUUGUUAGCUCUUGCGUGACUUUUCGACUCUUUCAGAUUGAGAGCUUCAGGAGGGCGGCCGGCUGGUCGGAGUUCAAAGUGCUGUGGAGGCUGAAGCGGUGAAACGAUAGCGGAGGAGGAGUGCGAGUCGAGCUGGAGAGCCCGGAAUACCAGAGGAUUCUGCUUCUUGGGAGCUACGGACCCCUCAAUGAGCUAUGCGAUGGCCUUCCAGCCAGGCUACUGAAAGCUUGGAAACGCAUCCAAACAAAGAGAAGACAAAAGGGCACCGCACUGAAGACAAUCGAUCUCCACCCCGAGCCGAAGCCAUGGAGCAAAGAGUGGCCCCCAUUAAAGAGGAGGACUGUGAGUGGGGCCCCGUGCACCUGGGGGAUCACUGUAUGGCGCUAGAUGAUCAUGAGGUGCAGAAGUCUUAUUUUAAAGAGGAAGAGCAGGAAGAGGAGGAGACUGUUGUCAUUAAAGUGGAAGAUUCAGAGAGUGUCCCACUGAGCCAUGAAACUGUAAAUAUCGCAUUACAGACUGAGACGACGUAUUUCAGGUCGCCAGUGUGGAGACUGGGUGCAGCCGGGCAGAACGCUGCUCAGCUGAAGGAGGAGGACGAGGAGAACAUUGUACAGUCGGUAAGCUGUGGGAGAUCAGAAAGGGAACCCUGGCCAUUGACAAGACCACCUGGAUUAACCUUGCCGGACGAGCCUGAUGGACUCUCCAAAUCUUCAGUGGUCGACUCUUCUCCUCAAGGCAAAGCUCUGAUGAAGGAUUGUCAAAGAACCUUAAUGUCCAGGGCUGAGCAUUUGUUGUCCACUUUUCUACCGUCUCCUUGCCCUCCUGUUGUAAAUCGGACAAAGAGAGCUACGGUUGGAAAUCGGCAACCGAAGCACAAGACCCGUCAAGUGCCUUUGAUUGUCUGCCAGGUGUGCGGGAAGACUUUUAAAAACAGGACCGACCAUAAGAAUCACCAGCGAGUGCACACCGGGGAGAAGCCCUACUGCUGUAAUAAAUGUGGCAAACGAUUCACACUGAGUGGCAACCUUCAGACGCAUCUUCGGCUGCACAGUGGUGAGAAGCCACACACCUGCUCUGUCUGUGACAAGCGUUUCUCCAUGAAAAAGUACCUUCAAAGCCACAUGAGAACUCACACGGGAGAAAAGCCUCACAGCUGUGGCGAAUGUGGCAAGAGAUUCUCGGACGUUGGCCACCUUAAGAGACACAGAAGAAUUCACACUGGAGAGAAGCCACAUAUCUGCCCGGAGUGUGGCAAGUUAUUUUCGGACAUCGGCAGCCUUCAGAAACACAGAAGGAUCCACACAGGUGAGAAACCUCACUGCUGUCCUGAAUGUGGCAAACGAUUCUCCCUGAUCGGCAACCUAAAGAGACAUUCGUCGGUGCACACAGGAGAGAAACCACACAGCUGUACUGAAUGUGGGAAACGCUUCUCCGAUGUGCAGACUCUUAAGAGACAUGCAAAAGUCCACACUGGGGAAAAGCCUCAUAGCUGCAUUCAAUGCGGCAAAUGUUUCACAGACAUUCAUACUCUCAGGAGACAUGAGAGAAUCCAUUCAGGAGAGAAGCCACACCAGUGCGCCGAAUGUGGUAAAAAAUUCACUUGCCGGGGCAGUCUCAUCAUACAUGCCAGGUACCACAGUGGAGAGAAACCGCACUGCUGCUCCGAAUGUGGCAAACGAUUUUCAAACAUCAGUGAUCUCAAGACUCAUGCAAGGAUUCACACUGGGGAGAAACCUCACUGCUGUGGCGAAUGUGGCAAACGCUUCUUGACAGUGGCCAGACUUCGGAUGCACUCACGAAUUCACACUGGCGAGAAGCCCUACUUCUGCACCCAGUGUGGCAAGCGAUUCUCACACAACAUCAGCCUUCAGAUCCACUUAAAAAUUCACAAAGGUGAGAAACCUCAUGGCUGUCCUGAAUGUGGAAAACGAUUCUCCAUCAUCAGCAAUCUUAAAAGACACAUCUUAAUUCACACUGGACCUCGGGAGAAGCCUCACUGUUGUACAGAAUGUGGCAAACGAUUCUCAGAAAUCCAAAGUUUAAAAACGCAUGCAAGGAUUCACACAGGAGAGAAACCGCACUGCUGCUCUGAGUGCGGCAAGCGGUUCACAAUCAUCAGCACCCUUAAGAGACACGCCAGAAUUCACACAGGAGAGAAGCCGUAUUUCUGCAGUGUUUGUGGAAAGCGGUUUUCAGACAGCAGGUACCUUCAGGUGCACCUCAGGAUUCACACCGGGGAGAGACCUCACUCCUGUGCAGCCUGUGGCAAACGAUUCACCACCCUGAGCAAUCUCAAGAGGCACACAGCCAUCCAUACUCGAGUGAAGCCUCACUGCUGCCUUGAAUGCGGCAAGCGAUUCUCAAAUGUCGCUGACCUGACCACCCAUGAAAGAAUCCACACCGGAGAGAAACCGUAUUUCUGUUUUGAAUGUGGCAGGAACUUUGCUGCCAUAAGCAGCCUGAAGAGGCACGCAAGAGUUCACAGAGACCCCCAACUUGUGUGAAGUUGACAUCCAUGGUGGCAGUGCAAGCAAAACCACCAGAAAGUGUUUACCACCAAAAGAGCAACCACAUGAAAUGCAAAUGCAUGUGCUUAAGUCAGAGACAGAGUAUGAAGUACCGUGGCCACCCUCGUACUCACAGAUACUCCUAGGGUAUUUGGUGCAUACCUUUACUUGGCAAACACUUCACAACAAUUCUGUGCCAAACCUCAGAAUUACGUAGAUUAGGAGUGGUUAUUGCGGUUUCCGAGAAACAAGCUCAAAAUGUCUGCUCCAUGAACCAAUGGAGCGUCUUCAAAGGAUUCGGUUAUAUACUGGUAUGUUAUCAAGUGUGAAUGGGGGCCACCUGAAGAAAACAAAAAGGGGACUGUGAUAAUUGCAAGAGCACGACAGACUUGGGAUCUGCUGAUGACAAUCGGUAUUCACCUGCUGGAAGACGCCUGUUACCAGUGCUUUCCAAAAUUCGAUUUGGAGCAAGCGUUUUCAGAGUAGACCCCAAACGUGAUCUGUGUGUUUUUGUGUGGGUGGAGGGUGUGAAGGUAAGCUGCAGACCCCUAGUAUAAUGAAAGGGCUGCCAAAGUGACGAGAGGAGCACAGCACUGGAACAAUAACGACGAAAUCCAUGAAGCACUUCUUGUGGGGAUCCGAACUUAACUGUUAAGUAGGGCGAGCAAAGCUAUGAAUGAACCAGACGAGUCUGUUAAACUUCCUGAUGUUACCUCCGAACCCCUCAUUGUGUGCCUGUUUACCGCAGCUGUCCCACUCACUGAUCGCCAUACCUGGAGGAGUUACGGGAUAAGGGAAUGUGUCAGAAUAUGGGAAAGGCACAAAGAAAUAAAAGAAAUCAGACACGGCCAGCCUGUCAGCCUCUCUCCAUAUUGGAUUCAGUGUUGGAAUGGCAAGAGCAGUUCACUUGUUGUUGCUCCACACUGUAGACAUUUGGAUUUGAGAUCAAAAGAUGAGUAUGAGUCCAGAGAUCCAAAUUUCAGCCGGUAUCCAUAUCUCCUCAAUGUGCUCACCGAUAGAGAAGAUGGCACCUUUGGUAGGAGGGCACCCUGAACAGCAAGUCUUCCAAUUCAGUCACCGUUUCAUUUUGUUUGCAGCCCGCGACUCCUCGACAUCACCCGAUGGUCGGUUUCUUCUUGUGUUCUGCUGUUCCUGGCAGCCUCGUUCAGUUCUUGUUUGUUCUCCUUCGGUCUCCUCUUCAUGCUCAGAUGUGUUAGGGUCCACUGCUGGACUUGACCCGUCUACACCCUUCCACCAUUAGAUGGGUGAGUGGGCAGUGUGUUUGAGAUCUGUGGCUUGCCACAUGAUGAAGUUCCUCCCGUGUAGUUUGGAUGUAAAUUGGCCAACUUCUGAAUUCCUUCUGCUGUUACCAGUCAUGAGUUACAUCACCAAUCAGGAUUGGUGGUCCUGCUCCAGAAGCAGUCGUGCUGGCCCGAGCCAUGACUGUACCGCCAGCCGUAGAAACGUGGAUCAGGAGCACAUCCUGUCUCUUUCCACACUUUGGUAGAGGUCCAUCUUGGUCUCAUCAGUCCAUUCCAAAUUCCAAUCUGGCUUUCUGGUUCUUUCUGCUGAUGAGUGGCUCGACUCUUCUGGAAUGUCUUCUGUGUUUCUGCUUUCGGAGUCUUCCUUGAAUGGUGGCUGGUGGUUCCUUCACCCCGGCUCUGUGGAGGUCUUCACAGCUCUUUCCUUGGUUGUCCCUUUCGAUGUCCAUUGCUCAGUAUGCCGGUGGUUUCUUUCUCUUCCAGAACAUUCCAGAUUGUUCUGUUGAGUACACUCAAUGUCUGUGCAGUUCCUCCAGUCGAUGUUCCCUCAGCUUUUCUCUCCCAUAGACGGCUCUCUGGUCUUUCAUGCUGGCUUCGUCUUUUUCAUACCCAAGGUGUAAACCAAAAGGUCAUGUUGAGAGCUAACAGGAUGCGCCCGUCACUCAGGUGGUCCCAGAUCUCCUCCGAGAGGUGCCAUCUUGUAAGUCAUUGAAUCCAUCAAGCUGUCAGUAGCAGCUGAAGGUCUGGUCUCUUGUCUCAAACUCCCCUUCUGAUCUCCAAGCCAAAUGUCUUUGGUGUCCAACAACUGAACUGGCCUCUCCGGGCUUAUGGUUUCGGUGGGGUCAGAACGUCUAUCAACACAGAUCCAAGGUGGCUCAAGGUUACUCUUUCCAUUAUUUUGUCUCCUUUGAAUGGAAGUUGAUUUAAAUGUCACUGUUCUUCUCUUUUGAUGUAGCUGUUCUUUAUGUAAAGACUAUGAAGGGAAUUCAUACCAUUGUUUUUUAGACCAAGCUCUUCCAGAAGACCACGGGGAGGACAUGUGUGAAGGGUCAAUUUCACACAACCAUUUGAACGUUUUCACCCUGAGGACCACAGAAUCUUGAAAUUAACAACUAUGUACAACUUUAAGGGGGCGUUCAAAAAAGAAAAAAAACUUGAUGUUAUGAUGCAAAAGUUUUGGUGAGGAGAACUGGGGGUCUUUUUUUGGGGUGACUGGCUCCUGUUCUGUUCAUAAUUCUUUAAAUGUUCGAUGUAGUCCCUUAAAACACACAGAUUGGGGUCAACCCUGCAGUCCUCUUGUUUAGCGAUAUGACUGCUCUAAGCAGGACUUUCACAUUGGUGUGUUGGUGUCUUGUCGGGUUUAACCUGACUGGAUAAAGACAGACAUGUCAGGUAAGCUCGACUAGAAGCUUUGAGGUUAGCCGGUCCUCCUCACACAUCAUGAUGUUCCAGAAGGUGGUGACCACCAUAAGGAAGUGUGAAACUCUGCUGCAUGCUGUAGACUCGAUAAAAGUGAGUGACUCUAUAAACAUAUAACACAUCGAGAGGCAUGACUGGCACCACACAACAGAUCGAUUUAUAGUGCCUUUCAUAUCUACCAGUUCUAAAACUCUUGAGUUAAAGAAGACAAGUUUUGAGUAAAAGCAGUCAUGCCCAUUCAUCAUGGGGUAGAGAGUGGUGAUUAACACGUGAAAGUAAGAAUUUCACUGUGCUCUGUAGAUGGGUCAAGACUGACUGUACUGUAUUAACUUAUCGUCGAUAAGCACCAUAUACAAGAUACACAUAAGAGACACUCUAUAAGAGGGAGGCGUGAAAGUCCCUAACACUCUUAGAUUUGUCAGGAUGGGUGACAGAAAUGUUACGGUAAGAUAGUUCUACAGUUGCCGUUUACCACAUGAAAGUAAGAAUUUCACUGUGCUCUGUAGAUAGGUCAGUGCUGACUGUAUUGUAUUAACUUAUCAUCAAUAAGCACCAUAUACAAGAUAUACAUAAGAGACACUCUAUAAGAAGGAGGUGUUAGUCCCUAAAGCACUUAUAUUUUUCGGGCUGGGUGACAGAAAUUUUAAAGUACGAUAGUUAUACAGUUGCCGUUUACCACAGGAAAGUAAGAAUUUUUCUGUGCUCUGUAGAUGGGUCAAGACUGACUGUACUGUAUUAACUUAUCGUCGAUAAGCACCAUAUACAAAAUACAGAUAAGAGACACUCUAUAAGAGGGAGGCGUGUUAGUCCCUAAAGCACUUAGAUUUUUCGGGCUGGGUGAUAGAAAUUUUAAAAUAAGAUAGUUAUACAGUUGGCGUUUACCACAUGAAAGUAAGAAUUUCACUGUGCUCUGUAGAUGGGUCAAGACUGACUGUACUGUAUUAACUUAUUGCCAAUAAGCACCAUAUACAAAAUACACAUAAGAGAUACUCUAUAAGAGGGAGGCGUGAUAGGCCUUAAAGCACUUAGAUUUUUUGGGCUGGGUGAUAGAAAUUUUAAAAUAAGAUAGUUAUACAGUUGGCGUUUACCAUAUGAAAGUAAGAAUUUCACUGUGCUCUGUAGAUGGGUCAAGACUGAUUGUACUGUAUUAACUUAUUACCAAUAAGCACCAUAUACAAAAUACACAUAAGAGACACUCUAUAAGAGGGAGGCGUGAUAGGCCCUAAAGCACUUAGAUUUUUCGGGCUGGGUGACAGAAAUUUUAAAGUAAGAUGGUUAAAUAGUUGGUGUUUACCACAUGAAAGUAAGAAUUUCACUGUGCUCUGUAGAUAGGUCAAUACUGGCUGUACUGUAUUAACGUAUCAUCAAUAGGAGAAGGUGAAAACACCAUAUACAAGAUACACAUAAGGGAAAGGCAUGAAAGGCCCUAAAACUCUUAGAUUUGUCAGGCUGGGUGACAGACAUUUUAAAGUAAAAUAGUUAAACAGUUGGCGUUUACCACAUGAAAGUAAGAAUUUCAUUGCCAUAAUAAUAACCGUAUAACAGAUAGAGAGGCAUAAAAGGCACUAUAUAACAAGGUGAAGUAUUGUGACUUUCAUUUCUGUUUUAGUAUUUUUCACAUAAAGAAGAUGCAUUUUGAGGCAAGCUAGUUAUAAUCAUAAUCAUGGCCCCCUGGACGUUGACACUUAGCAUGUGCAAUUAAGCAUUACACUUUGGUCUGUACCCAUUACAGUAACGACCUCAUAAAUAUGUAACAGGUACAUGAAUAGACGGUGAACAGCACUACACUAUACUGGUAAGAUUUCUCAAGUAAGAAAGACAAAAGUUUCAAGAUGAAGUCGUUCUUCUCUCUGAUUAGGGUGUUGGAGAGAAGCGAUUAGCACUAACAAGUAAGCAUUUCAGCGCAGUCAGCAGACAGGACAAUAAGGACCUUAUAAAUUUGUCACAGAUACAAGAAUAGACCGUACAGGGCACUACACUACACUUGUGAGAUUUCUCAAAUAAGAAAAACAUUUUGAGAUGAAGUCGUUCUGCUCUCUGAUUAUGGAGCUGAAGAGAAGCGAUUAGCACAAACAAGUAAGCACUGUGACCCUAUAAUAAUGACUGUGUAAACCCUAGCAAAAGAUAGAGUGUCAUGAAGGGCACUAUAUGACAUACUGUAGCUGUACAGUGCGUUUCAUAUCUGUCUGUUUUAAAAAUCUUUCAAGUAAAGAAGGCAGGCAUUUUGAGUUCAGGUCGUUCAACUCACUUAUAAAGGCACCAGGGUCUGGCGAUUAGCACAUGCAAGCAAGGCCUUCAUUGGACUCUCUAGAUGAGGAACAUAAGGACCGUAUAAACUUAUAACAGAUAGAUUGACAUGAAAGGCACUAUAUAACUGGUAGAUGUGAAAGGCACUACAGGGAUGAGAUUUUCAGUUAAGGAUGACCUGAAGUUUCAAGAUGACGUAGUUCUGCUCACUUAUCAUGGAGUCGGAGAGAAGCGAUUAGCACAAGCAAGUAAAAAUCUUGCUGACAAUGUAGAAAUGACAAUAAGGACUGAAUAAACGUAUAACAGAUAUCGUGUACCUGAUAGGCACUACAUACAACAUAGACAUAGAACGGGUAGACCUGAAAUGCACUAAAUGUCUGAGGUUUUUCAGGUUAGGGAGAUGGGUGAUUUGAAGUAGGGUGGUGAGACCGACUAAUCGGGGCAUCUAAGAGCAGCGAUUAGCACAGCAAGUAAGGAUUACACUGUAUGCUGUACACGUGACCAUAAUAACAGUAUAAACCUUAGGUAGAGUAAAGGUAAAGGCACUAUAUAGCACACAUAGUGGCUUUCAUUUCUAUCUGUUCUAUGAUUUAUCAGGUAGAAAAGACAAAAGUUUUAAGUUCAGGUCGCUCUACUCAGUAGCCGUGGUGCUGAAGAGAGACGAUUUGCAUGUGCAAGUGAAGACAUCGCUGGACUCUGUCACAUUAAUGACUUCCUAAACUUGUACUAAGUAGGGUGACGUGAAAGGCACCAUAUAACAGAAAAGGCCUUAAAUGUCUGAGAUGUUUCAGGCCAGGAGGACAGAAGCUUCGAGGUCAGCUACUUCUCACUCAUCAGAUUUGCAGAAUUUCACUGUCGCCGAUUCACUUGAGCAUCAAUUUGUAACGGACAGAUAAAUGGACACGAGAGACGCAAUACGACAGAAAGGUAUGGAAGGCACAAGAAGUCUGAGAGUGUUCGGGUAGGGAAGGCCGAGGUCUUGAAGUGAGAUGGUUGGCAGCAGAGAGACUUUCAAUAUACGCUGUAGACAAGAAAGUAAUCACCGUGUAAACCCAAUAACAGACAGAAAGACUAAAAAGGCAACAGACAGCUGUGUAUAGCGCCUUUCAUACAUCCCUGCUUUAAGGUUUUUUAGUUUUGAGGUACAGUAGUCCCACUCAUCAGUUAUGUCACAGGAGAGAGGCGACUGAGGCCUUUACUUAACUCUGACUAUGAGGACUCUGUCAACCAAUAAUCAAUGGACAUUAAAGGCACUAUAUAAUAAAUAUGAAAGACACUCUAGUUGUGAAUUUGUUUUCUGCUAAGAAAGACGCAAGUUUCAAGGCCAGUCAGUCCUAACUUGCAAUCCUUGCACCUUGUCAUGUGCAAGUAAGAAUUUUACUCAGCUCUGUAACGUUGGACAAUGAGCCACCUUAAUAAAAGG